This is a messenger RNA of Cryptosporidium muris RN66, 681 nucleotides long. RefSeq names its product zinc finger, C2H2 type domain-containing protein. Gene Ontology annotation, cellular component: nucleus. The coding region runs from base 1 to 681 and encodes 226 amino acids. The transcript is spliced from 3 exons. The record is from RefSeq and is a predicted model, not a curated record. NCBI's taxonomy places the organism in Eukaryota, Apicomplexa, Conoidasida, Eucoccidiorida, Cryptosporidiidae.
AUGGGAAGAAAAAAAAGGAGAGGAAUGGAAACUAAACCAUUCUGCUAUUACUGUAAUCGUGAAUUUAGUGAUGAAAAAGUUCUUAUACAACACCAAAAGGCAAAACAUUUGAAAUGUCUCCAUUGCAACAGGAAACUUGAUACUGCAACAGGAUUAACUGUUCAUAUGUUACAGGUUCAUAAAGAGACUCUUUCAAAGGUUCCAAACGCUAUAGCUGGCCGUGAUAAUCCUGAAUUGGUAAUAUAUGGUAUGAAUGGUGUUCCUUUGGAGCUUAUAAGUGAAAAACAAAAAAAGCUUAGUGUAGAACAUGGAAUAAGACAAACAAGGAUGGAUCAUAAUCCACAUGGUAACAAAACAUUGGCACUAUUACAUAAUAUAGCUCAAGAAUUUAUUUCUGAGAACAACUUGGGAAAUAUAAUAGUUCCUGGAAUGUAUGGAGGUGCGGGAUUUGUUUUAGGAGCAAUGCCUGCAUUUCCAGGGCAAGCUCCAAUUGCAGGUGUUAUGCUUCCUUCUGAAUUCCCUAAAACAGGUGGUAAAUUAGCUGCACAUAUGAUCUAUACUGAUAGUGAGAUAUCACCAGAAGAAAAUAGAGCUGCGAAUUUGUUUAAUUAUAUUAUAAUAAGUAAACAUCAACCAAUUAAUAUUACUAUUACUUCUAAUAGAAUAGUAUCUGAGUUAUAA